AUGGCUCGACUGUCUGGACUACAGACUGAAUACACUGAAGCAGUCCGGACUGUCCAAGACCAGAAACAUCUGAUAACACAACUGGAAGAAGAUCUGAGAAGUGUCAAUGCUUUGUCGUCCAUGUUCAGAGGAGAUGCUGAGGUACAUGUAUUGUAUAUCUGUCAUGGUUUUAUAGAUCCUCACAGCCUAUCCAGUCCCAUCCUACCCCCAACUCCCUCUCUCUACAUCACACAGCUGGAGGAAGAUCUGAGAAGUGCCAAUGAUUGUCAUCCACGUUCAGAGGAGAGGCUGAGAGGAGAUGCCGAGUUUCUCUACAUCACACAGCUGGAGGAAGAUCUGAGAAGUGUUAAUGCUUUGUCGUCCCAUGUUCAGAGGAGAUGCCGAGGUACUGUAUACCUGUGCAGGUCCUUUAGAUCAUCACAGUCCCUUCUGUCUGCCCUCCAACCCCCAACUCCCUCUCUGUACAUCACACAGCUGGAGAAAGAUCUGAGAAGUGCCAAUGAUUGUCAUCCAUGUUCAGAGAUGGGUGAACCUGGUCCAAAUCAGGUCAAAGACCCUGGGUCAGAGGUCAUGGUGGAGGUCAUGAAAGAUGCCAUUCCUCAAGCAGACUUGACAUCAACUGCUGCCAACUCACUGCUCCCGAUUGUUCAGAGUCAGAGGGAACGAUACAGACUGAGAGCAAAGGAACUGGAGAUGCAAUCUCUAGGUCAGCAACAACAGGUGACCAUCUUGCAGAAUGAGAUUGACAAACUGAGAUCAGACAACGUGAAACUGUAUGAGAAGAUCAGAUUCCUGCAGAGCUAUCCAUCACAGUCUAAAGCCGGCAAUGAAGAUGCAGAGAGUCGAUAUUCCACUCAAUAUGAAGACAAACUGGACCCGUUUUCUACAUUCAGCAAAAAGGAGCGAACGAGGAAGUACAUGAAUCUCAAGCCAUAUGACAAAAUAACACUGAGCAUGGGGCGUUUUAUCAUGGGUAACAAAGUGGCACGGACCAUUGCCUUCUUCUACACAAUUCUUCUUCACUCUCUGGUCUUCUUGGUCUUAUACAAACUUGCACAUACAGAAUCCUGCAAACGAGAUUUGGCAGUAGAAUGCCAUAACCAGUUUGCAGACCACAUGCUAAAGGUUCAUGGGAACAAGGAAUUCCACAUGUCAGAAGAUAAACACCAAUAA
This is a messenger RNA of Gigantopelta aegis, 1173 nucleotides long. RefSeq names its product protein CASP-like. Gene Ontology annotation, cellular component: Golgi membrane. Gene Ontology annotation, biological process: intra-Golgi vesicle-mediated transport. The coding region runs from base 1 to 1173 and encodes 390 amino acids. The transcript has 11 exons. Lineage: Eukaryota; Metazoa; Mollusca; Gastropoda; Neomphalida; Peltospiridae. The record is from RefSeq and is a predicted model, not a curated record.